CCUGGCGACUUGACUAGACCGUUUGAAAGUAAAUGGCGUGCAUGGUAAUAAGACUGUGCCGAGUAUCAUUUUGACUUAUUUUAAACAGAAUUCCGAGUGAAGUAAUAUUGCGCUUCUAUUGUGUUGACGUAGAAAGGAAGAGUGGAAGGAUGUUUCGCAAGAAAACACAAGUUGAUCGACACGUGCAAGAUGUUUUACAGAAAUUAAAAACUGAAGAUGAGAAAAAACUACGUCAUUACAACUUUGCUAAGUUAUACUAUCAAGUAGGAGAGUAUGAAUCAGCUAGGAAAUAUGUGUCCAGCUAUUUGGAAGUACGUGAGAAUGUACCAGGUGCAUAUAAGUUGUUGGGACAAACAUUAGAAGCAUUAGGUCAGAAGGAAGCUGCUCUUGCUCAAUAUAAAGCAUCCCUUGAACUUGAACCUAAACAAGAUAAUCUGGUUCUAAAAGUCUGCGACCUGCUAGGUGAUAUGAACAUUGAAAUGGAUGUUGGUAUGGCAAGAUAUUGGGUUGAGAGAGCCGAUAGGCUAUUUCCACACCAUCCACUUGUAUUCCAAUUAAAGGAAAAGCUCUUGACUAUCGAUGGAUCCAACGAAGAUUCAGAUGACCUUGAAUCACUCAUAGCUUCUGAACUAUCAGCCAGACCAACUGAUGUUAAUCUACGCGUAAAGCUUUUACGCUAUUACAUGGAAAAAAAUAGACUUGAGGAUGCUUAUAAACACGCAUCAGCCGUUGAGGCUCUUCAUGCACACCGUGAUAAUGUCGAUUGGUAUCAAAUGCUCUGUGAGCUUUUUGGCAAGUGCAAGAGAUUAAAAAGUCGUGAUUCUUCAUUUUGGAUAUUGUACCUGUCAUCACUAGAACGGUAUGCAGCUUUAGCAUUAAACGAACAAGGAGAUGGAAUUAGGACAACCGUACCUGUUGCCGCUAUGGCAGUAUUGAAUUUUGAUCAGAUGUUGACAGAAGCAAAGCAGCGCAAUCUUCCUGGCAAUCACACCUUCACAGAGAGCAUGUUCACGCACAUGUGGGGACAGUUGCACUUUCAUUUGGCUUCCUUACUCCUACGCAAAACAAAAAGAGAACAAGGUAGUUGGGCCGAAGCUGGUAGACUUUGCGCGCCACUACUUUUUAUUGCAUUACAUGUCACUCCGUUGGAUAUUACCGCACCUUGGGCCACACAACUAAAGGAUAUAUGCAAGACUCAAGUUCAGCUUUGGUAUAAGGAAGGACAUUAUAGAUGCAGUCAAGCUGGACAUGUUCUUCAUGAUUAUGCACGAAAUGAUACCAAGAGAUUGCUUGAUAAGAUUGAUAGGUUCUGCAGUGGUGCUUGGAGGGAACGGGUUUAUCAUAGAAUAUUCGAAAGUAGAAUGCAGCAAAACAUGGUGAAGACAUCCUAUUUUGCAACACACAUUGCACCUAGUCCUCCAUUGCGACUAUGCUCUUAUUCCGAACUCAAACGUUAUGACGAAGUUGCGGAGGAAGUUUGGCCAGCUUCUUUACAUCAUCAUGUCUGGCUCGGCUUACGGAGUCGACCUCAUUACUCGCACAACAACAGCAAAGAGAAUAGCAGCAUUCAUCCUCAUCAGUACUGCCACGUUUUUCCGGAUUUACAAUUCUCUGUCUACAAUCUUCAAAAAGCAGCUGCAGAAUCUCUCAGUAGGCUGGACAUUGACGCUUUCCUCAAUGCUGCAGUUUUGUGCGCCUCGGUGGUUGUUGAGGAACAACAGCGAAGUGGAUUCUUGAGUCCUGACAAACUGCCAACUCUGCCAGCCGACAUCACCAGCACGCUUUGUACCAAUGCUCAAGAGAAGUGGUGGUCCUCGGCGUACAAAAUGUAUCGCGAGCAGGAUGCUGGAGAGAUAAGACAAAUUAUUCAACAAGGAUUAGAAGUCGUACGCUGUAUUGGAAGUCAUGGCUUGCAUUCAACGAUUUUGGUCCAUCUUGCUCGAAUAUUUGGUCACAGGGUCAAAGUAAUGAAGGGCAAGAAUGCUGAUGAUGGUAACAUUGCCGCCUUGGAAGCUCGCUGUGAGCUUUACUGGUCCGCUGCUGUGCCACUACUUGAAAGACUUCAGAACAACCAAAUCAUACGAACGUCUAGUUCCAAACUAUUUGACUAUCAAGGGAAGGAAAUGAACAAUGCUGAGCUUACGAAUGCAUUAGAAGAAGGUCGUUUACUCCUGGUUCAGAAAUACAUCAGAGAAAAGGAAUACGAACAAGCGAUAGAAGCUCUGAGAAUCUUGAAAUGUCCUGAUGCCUCCUUCCAGCAGGGACAGAUUUACAAGAAACUUGCUGACGAUCUCGUGAGCUCUCAACCCCCGGAAAGCUUAACAUCAGAAAUGAGAUCACAGCACAGCAUAAUGCUAAUAAAAGCUCGUGACUGCUUUUACUUGACAUUAGAUCGUCUACGUAGUCCUGGCUCAGACCCUAAGCAUCGUUUAAACUCAGAACUCUCCACCUACAUUUCUACUAUUGAGAACGAGCUGAAACGAAUCGAUCCAGACUUAUGGCGAGGAGAUCAAGUGCGUAACGAAUGUGAAUCCGAUGAGAGUUACUCGUCGGCACACAGUGUCGCUGACCAACCUGUUACCAAUAAUUCUUUAAUCGGGUUAGGUAGUUCCGUUCACAUCCUGUGUACUCCUCAAAGGAGCGCUCAUCGUACACCAAAGCAAUCGAGUACUCCUUGCAAACCACAGCAUCAGGAUAUUUUGGAACUAUCUAGAAAUCGUACGGAAGCACGACCCAGUCCAGAACGAUUGGAUGCGCAAAUCCGACAACUGAUCAGCUCAAAGGAGAGUAGCAUCCAGGCAUCAGUGGAUCAGAACAAAGCUCUGGUGGAAUUGCUGAACGCCGUCCUGGAAUCGAGUAACGCAUUGAAACAGCAAGUUGAAGAAUUGAAGAAAGAGGUGGUGGAAUUGCGUAAAGAGAACACUCAAAAGCAACAUAUUCAAAGUACAGUGAGUCAAAAUCUUGACGAAGAACUAUUCGCUCUUGGUGAGGAAGAUUACGGCGAUCUGAAUUAUGGUGUCAACGCAUCGGCACAAUCUGGAGGACCAGCUCCUGCCUUUCCUGCGAACGUCUUUGCUCAGUCUCAGAGACAUCCUGUCUAUUCGCCGAUGGUUUAUCCCUCGACAGCAGCCUUACAAGGCUAUUAUCAAGGCGGCUUACCAUUUAACGAUCCAACUACUCAGCAUAUGGCUCCUUUAUAUCCACCUGUGUACUCUAUGACUACUCUGUAUCCUCGUCCAACUGUUGAGCAGUCUAUUGGAGUCUUACCAAAAAUACCUGAAAGUGUUAUACAGCAGGGCUUCUUUGGUGGCGGGGCACGAUUACCUAAUCAAAUGCCUGAAAUUGUGCCGUUAGCUGUCAGUCAACCUGUUCAAAUGCCACCGCAACAAAAAGUUGAGAUUCCUAAGAACGAAAUCGUCAUAAAGGAUGCUCCGGUGAACAAGGUACCUCCAGUCAAUGUCGUGAUAACAACGUCUGACACUCUACCAACUACAGCACCUUCAAUACAGCCGACUCUGAGUGUAACUAUACCUGCGCAUCAUAGACUGGGUGGUUCGACUAGUAAAGCUAACGCGAAUCCUACAAAUGUUCCUCACAGUUAUCAGAUAUCCAUGCCUUCGCAUGCUAAUAUUCCUACUACUGUCAAUUUGCCACCAUUGUCUGCUACACUUACCAUUACUACUUCGGCGAAUAUGUCUGUAUCAGAAAAAGCCAGUAGGCAGGACACUAUCGUUUCUACAGGAUCUGCGAAUAACUCUAGUGAGUGGGUGGGCGAGGUAGAGCACGAUCCCAUACCUGACUUUCAACCUGUUAUACCACUUCCCGCUGAAGUUGAGGUAACUACUGGCGAAGAGGGCGAAACUACUCUCUAUUGUGCCAGAGCGAAGCUCUUCCGGUUUGUUGACAAAGAAUGGAAGGAACGUGGAGUAGGUGAUGUGAAAUUACUGAAAAAUAAUGAAGGAAAAGUGCGGCUUCUUAUGCGUCGUGAUCAGGUGCUUAAGAUUUGUGCUAAUCAUAUGUUGCGGCCGGAUAUGGAGUUGUCGAAGAUGCCUAGUAGCGACAAAGCCUGGAUAUGGGUCGCUAAUGAUUACGCCGAUGAGGAAAUUAGGUUGGAGAAGCUCUGCAUCAAGUUCAAGACUGAAGAGGAGUCAUUGAACUUUAAAGAACACUUCGAUAAGGCCAGAUUGUCUUUACCAUCAGAUUCCGCUACACCUACAAAGAUUGUGUCUGAGGUGGAGAGUACAGCUGGAACAACCCAGCCCCAAAUUACAGCGACGAAUACGAAGAGCACUGCUACAAUAAAGUCACCCGUCACAGUUGGUGGAUUUUCAUUUGUCUCGCAGCCAAUUAUACAGCCACCAAAAGAAACAGAUUCUGCAAAAGCGCAGCAGACACCAGUCGAACCCACAAAAGUUAGUCCAUUCCUUGGAUUUUCGUUUAUCAAGUCGGACUCAGCGAAGCCAUUAAGUAUUUGGACUGAGAAAAAAACGCAAGAUACAACAACGUCAGCUUCGGCAGCAGCAACCAGUCUUAUGCAACCAACUGCAUUCUCGUUUGUGAAAACAACCGCGACUCCUGCUCCUAUAAAUUUCUCCUUUAAAAAUUUGGCAGCUUCGGAAAGCUCUGCUUCGACUACAACAGUUGCAAGUGUUCCUGUAACAGUUGCUGCAACUGUUACUGCACCUCAACCUGGUCCUACUUUGGGAGCAAUUCAGCCAACAACCUAUUCAACUGGAAAUUCUUCCUCAAAUCCAAGCCCAAGCUUUCAUACACGGAUCUCAUUACGACGACCCCACGCACCUGCGCCAGCUGAACUGGCCGCAGCUGCCGCUGGUGGUGCCGGAAAGAAGGAUGAUACCAGGACAUCUGACAAUCGUCCCACAACUGAAGAUGGACCAUCGGAACCAGUUGAAGAUUUUGUUCCGACAGCUGAAUUCGCGCCAGUUAUUCCUUUGCCAGAUAUUGUUGAGGUGGUAACUGGAGAAGAGGGAGAGACCGUGCUCUUUGAACAACGUGCUAAACUUUUGAGAUUUAACAGCGAGACGAAAGAGUGGAAGGAACGAGGAAUCGGAAAGAUGAAGAUACUACUUCAUGUGGAUUCUGGCAAAAUUCGUUUAUUGAUGCGUCGGGAACAAGUACUGAAAGUUUGUUGUAAUCAUACUCUUCUUGCAAAUAUGAAAUUCACUUUCAUGCCAAACAGUAAUACGUCCAUUAGUUGGUACGCGCAAGACUAUAGUGAAGGUGAAGUCAAAGGAGAAGCUUUUGCUAUACGUUUCAAGACUGACGAACAGGCAUCAGAGUUCCACAAGACGAUAACCAGUAAUCAACAGAAAAUGAUCAACGAUCGCAUUCCUGUUGUUGAUUCAGGAAAUCAACAGAUUAAGACUAAAGAGAAAAUUAAACAAUCGGAAACGAGAGUAUCCCAGUCGACGGGCAACGAUGUAAAGUUAGCUGGUAAAGAAAAAGAGCAAAAGUCGUUGUCAGAAAUGUUUAAACCAAGUGCAGGAUCCUGGGAGUGCAGCUCUUGUUAUACCAGGAAUAACUCUGACCAGACAAAGUGUGUAGCUUGCGAGGGACCUUCUCCAAAUGCAAAGUUUACCAGUGACUCCACAAAAGCUCCUUCCGACUGGGAAUGUAAAAAUUGCUACACAAAGAACUUCAGCAGCCAUUCCAAAUGCGAGUCUUGCAACGCUCCGUCGCCACUCGGUACAGUGAUCCAGUCGCAGGCACCAUCUUCUCAAGUACCUCUGUCUCAAAUAUUCAAGCAACCGGCUGGUUCCUGGGAGUGCAAGACUUGCUGUAUCGUUAACAGCAGCUCUAAUUCUUAUUGCGCUGCCUGUGACACACCAAAAGACCCUCAGAUGCCACCAAAACCAAAGGCUUUUGGUGGAUUCAAUUUGAGUACGACAUCAUCGACUGCCUCUGCAUUUACUUUCGGCAUUCCUGCAUCGAAUGGGAGUCAGCCUAUCACUUUUGGAAUCUCCAAGACUGAAGCUAAAGUUGGAGCUGACUCUAGCAAACCUAUCAUGAUCCCCAGUGCCUUUGGUACUGGAAACAAACCUGAUGAUUCUGGAAGGAAAUUCGUAUUUGGAAUCCCAAAAAAAGCGGACACUCCAACGGAUCCGGAAGUUCCUUUCGUAUUUGGAUCUCCAGGAAAAUCAUUCGAUUUUCACUUUCAAGCUAAAUCACCAGUGAAAUCUCCUGGAGGUGGAGAAACCAGCGAGGAUGAGGUUACUGAGAGCGAUGACGUAUACUUCCCUCCAGUUAUUCCUUUGCCAGAUAAGGUUGACGUGAAGACUGGUGAAGAGAAUGAGGAAGUUCUUUACAGCCAUCGUGCAAAACUAUUCAGAUUUGACGACUCUGCCAAAGAGUGGAAGGAACGUGGUCUCGGAGACAUUAAACUCUUAAAGCAUAAGGAAACCGAGAAGCUGAGACUGGUUAUGAGAAGAGAUCAAGUGUUAAAGUUGUGCUUGAAUCACUUUGUUCCUGAAAAUCUUGAGCUAACGCCAAAAGACGAUAAGACCUGGCUCUGGUACGCUGCUGACUUCAGCGAGGGCGAGAUCGAGCGUGAGAAAUUUGCUUGUCGAUUCAAAACAGCGGAAAUUGCUCAGGAGUUUAAGAAGACCGUCGAUGAAGCUAUCUCAUCUGCAGGAACUCCUAAUGCAAAAACAGCACAGAAGCCUAAAGUCAAAUCUCCUGAGUCGAUAAAGAAAAAUCUCUUCAAAGAUGACUCAACACCUACGGACGUGGAAAUCGUGUACGAGUCAAAGGUAACCGCUGAAGAGAAGAGUGCUGCGCUGAAACUGAAACUACCUGAGAACUUCUAUGCAUAUCUACAAAAAGAGGAUUGUCCGGGUUGUAUAGGAUGUAGGGAACCACAAAUUCCACUGUUCGCUGAUGCGGCCAGAGAAUCAACUUUGCCGGAAAAAAUAUCAUCUCCAUUUACUACUGGACAACUUUUCGGUUCUUCGACAACGCUCUUUGGGCAGUCGACUCCUCAGUCAUUGGAAGCUAACCUGGAACGUACUAAAAUCUCUACAACAACAGCGACAACUUCAGUAAUAACUUCGACUUUCACUACUUUUGGCGAUAAGUCAUCGGGGAACCUUUUUGGUGGCAGUGCAACGACUGUCUCCACUUCCCCAGCAAUGCUUUCGUUUGGGCACGGAUUUACUUCAAGUCAGUCUGAACCAUUCAAGCCAAAUGUGACAACCAGUUCAGAUAACUUACAAGCUGAUGAUUCUUCAUCGGCUGCAACGAUGCCUUUUAAGACAGAUCUGUCUUCGCCUAUGUUUGCUGAAAAAAAUACUACGAUCUACCCAUUUGAGUCUACAGUUAAUGAUAGUACAUCUGCAUCAAGCAUCACAACAACAACACCUCACACUGGAUCAGUCCCCUUUACAACUAAUGCGUUAGUCUCAACGACCCAAUGUGAUCCUGCUAAAUCAAGCAGUGAUUUGUUUAAAAUUUGUAGUCCAUCCAGUACAGGAACAACCGUGAAUCAGCCUGCAGGUGCAACAUUAUUCGGAGAAACAACAUUGUUUGGCAAUUUAAGGACACCACAACAGGUUUUUGGAUCAUCAGCAACACCAGUAUUUGGAGCCAGUAGUACAACCAAUAUUUUUGGCGGUAAUACAGCUGCCUCCAAUACCAAAUCCAUCUUUGAUGGAUCGAGUAAAACUAAUCAGAGUGCAACUACAACCUCUGGAAUUUUUGACAGUAGUCAAACGGCACAACCUAACACGCUUAGCAAUAUAUUCGGAGGUGCAACUAAGACAACAGUAACAUCAAAUACGUCGACAAGCACGCCUUUCUUUGGUGGUGCAAACAAGACCUCUUUCUUUGAAGGUCCAAGUAAAAUAUUUGAAACACAAGUAACAAAAAGCAACAUAUUCGGUUAUGGCACUCAUUCGUUACCCAGUUUUAGUUCAGUCGCAGCUAAACCUAGUCCUAUUUUCGGUGGACAAAGUACUGUCACUCCAGUCGCUAAUACAACCUCUAGUACUACUUCUGUCUUUGAUGGGACGUCUACGAACUUUGCCUCUAAACUGGCGUUUGGUAACGGUACUACUGCUACGACAACAUCCCUCUUCGGCAGUACAAUAUCUACAGCUACAGUGAGCAGCACAGUUCCCGUAGAACAAAUCAGUCAGGAUGAGGUUAAGAAGGAAGCGAACUUGCCAAGCUUCUUGCAAGCUGACAAUACUGUCACAUUCUCAGCAUUGGCAGCGAAAUCUCCUGGAACUCCAGCCUUUAAGAGUGAUCCAAACUUUUCGUUUGCCGGUGCCGGAUCUUCUGUCUUUGGAGCGAAGACAACAGCUGCGACUACACCGACUGUAAAGCAGCCUCAGAGUAAAGGUAAAAAGUCUGAGAAGAAAGCUGAUGACGAGGAUGAGGAACAGGAUGAAAAUGAUAACGAACAAGAACAUGAUCCACAUUUUGAACCUAUUAUUCCUCUACCGGACGCCAUUGAGGUUUACACCGGCGAAGAGGAUGAAGAGAAAGUAUUUUGCAGUCGAGCAAAGCUCUACAGGUAUGCAACCGAGACUCGGGAAUGGAAGGAACGUGGCGUAGGCGAGAUGAAGGUCCUGUAUCAUCGACAAAAGGGAACAUACCGACUCCUUUUGCGUCGAGAACAAGUCCACAAGACUGUAUGCAAUUUUCGUCUGACCUCGGAUAUUCAAUUCAAACCAUUAUCGACUUCGAGAAACAGCUGGAUCUGGGCCGGUAUUAAUUACGCCGACAGUAGCAACCCGACAGCUGAAAAUCUGGCUGUGAAAUUUAAGACGGAUGAACUAGCGAAGCAGUUCAAGGAUGUUGUCGAUAGUGCUCAGGAAGAUCUUCGAAGUAAAGAGCAGCAGUCAAAAGGCAAUAAAGAGCGGACGGAUGAGGAGAAGGAAGCGGAUAUUUGGCACGAGGAUACCAAUGAAGAAGAUGACGAUGAUGAAGAGGAUGAGGAUGACUUUGAAGAGGAUCCCUUCACAACCUUCAGAAAAUCAGUCACCCUCCUCGCGCAAGACGAACGUAGUAAAGCUUGGAACGUCGUUGCCAGAGGAAUGCUAAAUCUUGCAUACGAUGGGGAAACUUCUAACUUUAGAAUUAUUAUAAAAUCUACUGAAACUGGGGACCUUGUCAGCAACACUCUUAUCACUGUCGAUAGUACCAUGCAGGUGCACGAAAAUAUUUGCACGUGGUCAACUGUGGAUUACGCACUGCAACCGUCUACAAGAAGAAACUUAAAACUUGUCUUUUCUUCAGAAAGGUCUGCACUGUCGAUGCACCAUCGUUUUGAACAGAGUCUUAAAUACAUACAAGAAAAUGAUAACGAGGAGCUGCAGCUGUCUGAAUAAUCGUGGUACUUUAACAUGGUACUUUGACAUAAAUGUAUGUCAAGGGGUUAAAUCGAUAAAAGUCUGUUAUUUUUAUUUUACUUUUAAUCGAACCUAGGCAGUCUUUUACCUGUACACUAUUGCUUGUUUAUGAAUCAAUUUUUUCCUGAUAAAAACCCAACAUACAGUCACAUCUCUACAUUAUAAUUAAUUCAAGAAUAUCCAUCCUCUUUGUGGAUGGUGGCGAGACAUUCGUGUAUACCCGUAAUGAAAUACCGUACAAAAUAAAUUUCAUUUACUACGUAAUACUUAAAUAUAUUUAUUGAUUUUUUAA
This is a messenger RNA of Cephus cinctus (wheat stem sawfly), 9663 nucleotides long. Its product is annotated as E3 SUMO-protein ligase RanBP2. Gene Ontology annotation, cellular component: cytoplasm; nuclear pore. The transcript is spliced from 20 exons. Gene Ontology annotation, molecular function: protein binding; GTPase activator activity. NCBI's taxonomy places the organism in Eukaryota, Metazoa, Arthropoda, Insecta, Hymenoptera, Cephidae. The coding region runs from base 150 to 9350 and encodes 3066 amino acids. Gene Ontology annotation, biological process: intracellular transport. The record is from RefSeq and is a predicted model, not a curated record.